GCCCCAGUUUUAUUCUUUUCACUCUCAACGGUGACUUCUGCUACUGCUGCUGCUGCUGUUGUUGUUUCAACAUGAAGUCGAUAAAAAACAAGCCCUCAGAGAAAAGAGUCCACAGUGAAGAGCAAGAGGAGGCAGAUUCUGCUCAGAGGAAGGAGCUCCAGGAGACUUUGUUUCAUUACAUCACAGACACCAUUACCUACACGGACAUGGUGAGAGGUUUCUGUGACAUGUCCUCCAAGUGGUUGCUCAGGAGGGAAACUGAAUUAAACAUGAUGACGGACAUCAAGAAGAGGGAGGAGCUUGCUGCCGUGAUGGAGGACACUCGAGAAGGCCUGGCCAAGCUGGAUCCCUUUCUGGAUGCUCUGGAGAAGCUGGCGGUCACAUCGCCUCACGUCUUCACACAUAACCGGGUGUUAGUCUUUCCUGAAGGCACCAGCUUUGAAUGUGUCGAGGUCAUCAUCAAUGCCGCACGGCAACUCUGCCCUCUCCUCCUGGAGUUCAAAAGAGACGCACAAGUCUUCUUCAUGCCCAAACUUCAAAAUGUGGAAGUGCUUGCAUAUCAGUUGGAGAAAUACAUUCAGACCACCCAGAAAAUCUGUGCGACGUUAAAGAAAAGAUUCUUGAGUGACUUCAAAUUGAAGACGAUGGAUGAGACUGUGGUUAAUCUCCCUGUGGACGUGUCUGAGGACGAUGUACGCAGGAUGCUUGAUCAUGUGAAUCAGCUUGAUGAGAUCAGGAUGAACGAGCACUUCCGGAUGGUGUUCUUGUUUCAAGGAGAAUCAUGUGACACCUUCAUCAGUGAGUUCAGCAAGCGACACCCCACGAUGGUCCAGUCACUUCAGGACCUGGAGGACGUGGCUGUUCAGCUUGACAGGAUGAAUAAAGGGGCAAAGAUCUCCAGUGUGACAGGCAGCUCAGUGGGGGCGAUCGGAGGAGUGCUCUCCAUUGUCGGCCUGGCGUUAAUUCCUGUGACAGCAGGGUUGUCUCUUGGUCUGACAGCGACAGGGUUAGGGCUGGGAAUCACCAGCGGAGUUAACAGUGCUGUCACCACCGCCACAGAGAUUGGAGUAAACGCCAAACAACAAAAUAAAGCCAAAGAAGUCUUCCAGCGCUUCAUGGAGGAUGUUCAGAGUCUCCAGGGUUGCCUCGAUGAUGUGACCAAUGAAACACUCUCCAAAAUGGAAAAAGAUUUGAUUGAUUUGGCUGAAGGAGUUGACGGGGUUCUCAAUAAUGACAAGUUAAAUAAAGAGGUGAUUGCGGGUGUUGGUAAAGUAGUGGCUGAGGAAGGUAGGGCUUUGCUUAAUGUGCCCAGGUUGGUCUCAGACAUCCCAGAUAUUGGUCAGGCAGCAGCCAAAGGGUCUCUCGCUCUUUCAAAGUCAGCCAGGGCAGGUUUAAUCGGACUCAACGCUCUUUUCAUUGGCAUGGACGUUUUCUUCAUCUGUAAGGACAGCAUCAGUCUGGCCAAAGGCACCGAGACCGAAGUCUCACAGUUCAUCCGGGCCAGAGCUGCACUCUGGCGCUCAGAGGUGGAAGCAUUUCAGAGGAUGCACGACUCCCUGUGUAAAGGCCAGCCAACAUCGGAGAAGAAUGAAGCUCUUCUGGAGACGCCUUACUAUCCGGAUUCCUGCACCAACAACAAAGAAAUAUAAAAUAUAAAAAAAUAUCACCAUGCAGGGACAGACCCGUCGCCAGACCUCAGUCUUAAGGGGGGCAUAUGAAAUGCAUGGAGGAGGGGGCAUUUUUAUUAUCCUAUAUUCUUUUCACGCAGCAUGUAAUCAUCACGUUAAACACAACCAACAGCAAUAUGACCAGCUAUAGCCUACAGCCAGUGCGUAAUUUGUAAAUCAUAAGGUGCCGGAACGCAAAGUAUACAUAUGACAGCGCAGGGAUGAUGAGAUGACACAGGUCCCGGAACGCAUACAGAAAACAACAACACGCAAAUGCCCACUUACAAUGCUGUGGGACUUACAGCCUCAAUUUAAAAGAAUAUCCAUGGUAUAAACGUUAUGACAAUAAUUUACAGUUAUUAAAUGCCCCCAUCACCACAGGUGGGACCAUAGGCGUCGGAGGACAUGUCCCCUAUUUAUGAGCAACAAUUUUGACCCCACCACUUCUAAAAAUUGUAAUCAAUUUAUCUUUAACACUCGAACUAGCGGAAGUCAUGUACCUACUAGAAAUACCAUAGUUGUCAUGUUGACCGUUUGUAAUUCAUUUGCAUAUAAUUUCAAUAAUCAAAGUACAAAGUGAAAAUAAAUAGAUGUGUAAUAAGAAUACAGGUGGUGAUGAAGCAAAAUGUGAAUUCUAACAAGUGAGAAAAUGUGUUCAUUGAUGAACAGAAAUUGAAUCCGCUCUUGAAAUUACAGAUAAAAGCCCGUUUUAUUGUUUUCAUUUAUAACUCAAUAGAAAUUAAUUAUUUCUUUAAACUU
Messenger RNA from Solea senegalensis (Senegalese sole), 2426 nucleotides. RefSeq lists its product as uncharacterized. Bases 72 to 1649 code for a protein of 525 amino acids. Gene Ontology annotation, cellular component: extracellular region; membrane. Gene Ontology annotation, molecular function: lipid binding. Gene Ontology annotation, biological process: lipid transport; lipoprotein metabolic process. The record is from RefSeq and is a predicted model, not a curated record. The transcript is spliced from 5 exons. NCBI's taxonomy places the organism in Eukaryota, Metazoa, Chordata, Actinopteri, Pleuronectiformes, Soleidae.